Olea europaea var. sylvestris is the source of this 1138-nucleotide messenger RNA. RefSeq lists its product as uncharacterized. Lineage: Eukaryota; Viridiplantae; Streptophyta; Magnoliopsida; Lamiales; Oleaceae. The record is from RefSeq and is a predicted model, not a curated record. The transcript has 6 exons. The coding region runs from base 141 to 887 and encodes 248 amino acids.
AUUGUGUAGAAGAAAUAGAGCAAGAGAAAAGCCAAUUUCAUUUUAUCUUUUCUUGGAUAUUUAAAAAGCCAUCGAAUGGAGUCCUCUAUCUCCAUACGAACACACUGAAGAAUUUCUACUACCCCUAUAACAACACUGUCAUGCAAUCAUUUGUACAAUUUUCCAUCAAUUUCUCAGCCCUAAACCCUCUUUAUAAGGAUUUAAGCACGAAACACAGAAUAUUUAAGUUAAAAUUUUCACAACCCACAAAUUAUUACUCUCUUUCGAGAACAAAGGUUGAAUCUUUGCCCAAGGACAGGUUAAAGAUAGGAGUGUCUUCCUUUGGAGUGAGCAGGGGUAAAAAUGGGAUUUUAUCGAGGACGGGAAGGGCUGUUGUGGUGAGAUUCAAUAAAGGCUUUAAUGGUAUUGGAAGAGGCGGCGGCGGCGGCGCCGGUGGUGGUGGGAAGGUUAACAGUGAAACUGCAAGAAUUUUGGGGAAUCUUGCUCUGGCAAUUCUUUUGACUUAUCUCUCCAUGACCGGGCAAUUGGGUUGGCUUCUUGAUGCUAUUGUGUCCAUUUGGAUUCUCGCAGUGCUUAUACCAAUUGUGGGUCUGGGAGCUUUUCUUUGGUGGGCUGGACGUGAUAUAGUUCAAGGCAGUUGUCCAAACUGUGGAAAUGAAUUUCAGAUAUUCAAAUCUACAUUGAAUGAUGAGUUGCAGCUGUGUCCAUUUUGUAGCCAGCCAUUCUCAGUGGUAGGCGACGAGUUUGUAGCAGAUCCAGUGAAGUUCUCCAAUGAAUCUUCAAUAUUUGAUCAAACAUUCAGUGAUUUCUCUCCUCGUACAAAAAAAGGAAAGGAUUCUUCUACUUCAGUUGUUGACGUCGAAGCAGAAAUAAGAGAUGCAGAUUGAGUUUUGCAUCGUAAUCGUGAACUAAAAGGUCAAUUGCACUCAUUCAAGUUCACACAAGGCACGACAAGUACAAUGUUCCAACUGAGAUUGCACUUCUAUGACUUGAUAAUAAUGUGUACUGUUGUAUAUUAUUUCAUCUUUUUUUUUACACAGAAACGAUUCUGCCUUGGAUAAAUGUAGAUCACCAGAUUGUCAAAAGAAUUGUUUGUUCAUAAUUUGGUAGAGGAAUGAUACAUUGUAUUGAAUUUAAA